UGUUGGUUGUGCCUAGGGAAUUGGUACAAACAUACGGGGUGCAACAGAUUCAGUACAGAGGAUAGAGAUAUCGAUGAAAGAAUGAGGAAAAUUGCUCAAUUUUCUAUUAGAAGAUGCUCACAUUAUUACGAAAGGUGGGCAAGCAACCAUAAAUCGCGACAAAAAGCCAUGGAUGACUUGAAAAGAGUUGAGGAGGUUGAUCUGAACAAGCUGAGUGGCAGGGUGAACACCCCUACAACACAGCUAGAAUUCGUCAUGCAAGGAUGGAAGCAAAUCAUCGAGUGUAGGAGAGUACUGAAGUGGACUUACGCGUAUGGGUACUACCUAGAGGAGGACAAAAAGGAGGACCAAGACUUUAAGAUAAAAAAGGAAUUGUUCGAGUUUCUGCAAGGUCAAGCUGAGACUCAGCUUGAGAGGCUUCAUUCUUGCGCUGAGAUAGAACUGUCGCCUUUCCUUAAAGAUGUUAAUGAAGACGACGAUGAUAUAAUUAUGACCAACCCUGAUGAUAUGGAUUUUAGUAAGUACCGCAUUAAGCUGGUUGGUCUGACAAAGGUAACUGGUAAACACUUUGAAGAGUUGGUUAAGGCGUUGGAGAAUGGUUUAUAAGAAGUGGUUCUGGAUCGGAAGAUAGGGCGCAACAACAGCUCGAAGAAGAGAAAGGAUUCGGCUUCUUCUUCACAAGGUACUCAAGAUUUUGAUUAUGAUCCGAAUACGGUGUACGACUCUUGGGAGUGUGAUCAGUGUACCUUCAUUAAUAUAUGCACAGCUACUGCGUGUAGGAUGUGCUAUAGGUUUGAUUGAAGGUUAAUGUCUGUUUAAGUUACUAAGCUAGUACCAUUUACAAGACAUGGGAUUAUGGUUUAUUUGGUUUGAGGUUGUUUUUUUAUUUGCUUGUUUUGAAUUGGAAUUUGUGAACAAAAUGUCACAGGAUUAUGAUUAAUUAAGUUUUAAACUAUUGUAAUUUCAUGUGUUUGUCUUUGUGUUUUUUUUUUUAAUUGAUUUUUACAUCCUUUUGUUAGGAGAUUUUACUCUCCAGCAGCUAAUUAAGCUUAGGAUGCUGCACUCUUCUGCAUUGUGGUUUGUGGGAAUUGUGGCCAUCUAAAUUGUAUCGUUGGAAUACAAAAUUUUACUUAAAUCAAUUUUACAUCAUAGAGGAGGAGGCUGAGGCUGAGGCUAAUCAAGGUCGAAGCCGUGCUAACUCGACCCGUACCGUGUUUUCUUAAAGAUAUCCUAGAAGAGACUUUUCAAAGGUUAUCCUUAAAAAUCAUAAUACAAAGAGUGGAAUUUCAUCUCCUCUAUUCUGAUAGGGGUCGCGAUGUAUACCUUACCCG
Messenger RNA from Chenopodium quinoa (quinoa), 1331 nucleotides. Its product is annotated as probable E3 ubiquitin-protein ligase ARI7. The record is from RefSeq and is a predicted model, not a curated record. The coding region runs from base 82 to 606 and encodes 174 amino acids. NCBI's taxonomy places the organism in Eukaryota, Viridiplantae, Streptophyta, Magnoliopsida, Caryophyllales, Amaranthaceae. The transcript has a single exon.